CUCCGCGGACACCUCGGGAGGGGUCCUUCGCGCACAGCGCGGUUAAAGCGAACGGCUUCGGCGGGAUUUUUUUUGUUGCUUUGCGAUCCUCGCGGCCGAAUCGGAGCGACUACAACAACAAGGGGGGGGGAGGGAGUAAACACAAAUAAAAAGAGGAGAGUUCACUAAUAAAUGCGCAACUUACUUAUACACCUCGGUAGCUAACGCACGGUAAAAAACCCCCCUCACGAGCAGACCGACGCCGCUGCUGCGGGCGGCAUGGAUGUACCGUCGCUCGUAAAAAAACUGGGCCACCAUCUGGAGGAGAUACGUGUGCGGGCGCUCAAGAAUCUACUGCUCAAGCUGGAGCAUGGCUUGCUGGCUGAGGCGGACCUGGUGCAGGAAAAGCGCUUGCUUGUCCGCAUGCUUGAGUGGUUCAACUUCCCUUCUGUGCCCAUGCAGAAAGAAGUGCUGGGGUUGCUGCACAAGCUUUCCCAGCACUCUUCUGCAGCGGGGUUACUAGUCGAAAUUGGAGCACUUGAGUUCCUGGCGCAGCUGCGGCCUAACGUGCAGGCGUCACUGCAGGCACCUGUGGACAGCAUCAUGGACUGCCUACUGCGCCUCCCAACAGUGCAGCCCGAGACCCCCUCUGUGAUGUACUCUGCCAAUUCCCCACCAGAGGACACUCACCAGCAAGGUUCUCUUGCUUUGAAACCGAUGCAGGCAGAUGGAAACACGGGCUAUUUUAUACACAGCAAGAAGGAAAAGGACAUUCCAAAAAACAACAUAAUCUUGCCAGUAAAUGAUGUUGUGAAGUGUUUAAAGUUUUCUACAUUCCCAUGGCUCUCCCUAACUCCAAAUGAUAAGCAUGUUCUGACUUCGACGGAAAGGUCCUUACGGAGUAAGAAUGCCAGCCUGAUUAGAAGUUCCUGCGACUUUUUAUUGGAUGUGAUGAUGUGUGAUUUUCCUGCUGAAACAUUCUUACAGCGGCCAAAUAUAGUAGAGAACCUGUUGCUGCUAUUGAGGCUGGCCGGAGGAGCAGAUGGGACCCACCAGCUGGCUUUGCAUGCGCUGCGUUGCCUACACCACCUGUGCCGAAACCUCACCAGCCGACUUUGCUUUCACAGGGAUCCUGCGUUUUUUUCCACCAAGCCAGAUGUGGACUAUCAGAACUCAUCAGUAUCCAGUUCAGGCACCUCAGUGGAAUCGAAUGAGCGAUCAGCUACCGCUGCUGCCACCAGCCCUCGCCCUUCUACUCAGGGUCACAGGGACCAGCGGCCACGUGGGGACGGCAGGGACGGCGACCUUUCUUCCUCUGCCUCCAGCACCGGUUCAUCUGAAGGCCACAAUGAGACCUCAAGUCGCGCCACACCAUCCCCACUGGAACUGGGCACGAUGGGAGGUGAACUGGAUGCAGACUUAACUCUGGAGUUGCAGCUCCAGCAGUGGGGGCUACCCAACUUCUGUCUGAUGGCAAUGCAACCAGCCAUUGAUAUGCUUAAAACAGGGAGCAGCUGUGAUGUCCUCGGUGUGCUGGAGCUGCUUGCGCCGGUGAGCUCGCUGCUGUCCGAGUCUCUAACGUCGGAUGUUUGGCAGGACAACAGCUUGAUCGGUCGGGACCUGGCUGAGCGGAUGUCGGGCAUCCUAGAAAGCCUGGCGGAGGUGUUGUCUUACCACUACACAAACCGUGUUGCGGAAGGGCAGCCUGAGCCGCUGCGUGCACACCAUCGCCUCGCCUUCAACGGCUGUGGCCUAGCAUUCCUACGGCUGGUGCAAAUGCUGGUGCCUCUAGAGCAGGCAGGCACCAUUCUACCUGGGAGUGUGGUGUCGGCACUGAGCAUGAUUUCGCUGGACGUCCCAUUCUGUCGCACUUUCCCGGCCGCCUGCGAUGCGGCUUGGUCCUUCCUGGAGCAGGCGAGCUCCGAGUGUCACUUGCUGAGUACACGCGUUGCCUCCGUUACCCAGUCGAUGGAGUGCACCUGCACUUUUAUGCGAGAAUUCACCAACCAGGACGAUGGAAAUAUGUUGGAGCUGAUAGAACUGGCUGACCAAGCUGUGGAAAGUAUACCGUACCACCUGCACCUGCCCUUCAUUCAACACUUCAUAAGCCUGUGUUCCAAAAUACACAAGACAUUGCAACCUAGCCCAACUGCAGCUGGUGAAAGCAGAAAAGUCUUGCUAAAGCUCUUGUCACACCCAGUGAAUGUGAUUCGAGCUAAUGUCUACAGCAACUGUCUUAACAUAGUCCAGGAAUCAUUAGGCAUUCACAAUGUGACAAAGUCAGUGUCCACAGCCUGCCUCGGAGUACGCUUCUUGCUGCACAGUCGGGUGCUGUACGAAUUGUGUGCCUUUGGCCUCCAGGAUUCCCACAAAGAGGUGUUCUUGGCAGCCCGGGCUAUUGUGCUGUACCUGCUGCAGAGCCGGUUGCUCAUGUGCGCUGCUACCUGGGGACAGCUUUUGGAGGCCCUCACUCCUGUACUGCCUGUUCUGCAGGGUUUUGCAGGAGAGGAGGGAGCUCUCGGCUCUGCGAUCGUAAACCUAAGUGAGACGGAGAGCCAGAGUGGUGAGGGUCCCAUCCCGCGGACCGAUCGUCUCCGUGCCUCCCUCCGUCUGCUCAUGGCCAAGCAGCUUCCUGUUCGCUCGGCUGGAGUGCAGCAGCUCGCUUGGCACCUGGUGACCGAGGAGCAGGCAGGACAAAAGCGGCCCCACUUGCCCGGCACCGUGCUGGCUGGGGAACCCAACCUGCUCAUCCCAGACGUGCCGCUGUGCCUGGACACCAAGGGCAUCGGCAAAUCGGUGUUCAAGGAGGACGCAGUGUGCAAGGUCUAUGGGAUUUUUAUGUCCGAGGCGGUGGACCUCGCUGUAAAGAAGUCUGCAGCUGAACAGCUUACCAUUAUGAUGCAAGACACAAUUCUGCACGGUGUAUUAAAAAAGCAAGGUGCAGUGGAGAAGGUGAUUUCACUGCUGCAUCAAGCUGCGCAUAAAGAUGGAAGGGGGCUGGAAUGCAUGGUGAGGCCAUGCUUGACGUUGCUGAGGCGUCUCGUGUACCACGAUCCGUGUUUACGACAUCGCUUGGCUUACCAGCCCACUCUGCUGCUUUCUUUGCUCCGAGUGUUGCUGGUUUAUCAGUCAGAAGCCGUGGUGCAGUUGGAGGUUUCUGUUCUGAUGUCUCUCCUGUUGUUUGAUGAAGUGGCCCACAUAGAGAAAUGGUCUGAUUCAUAUCCAUUGGAUGGCUGUGAUCCUCAGCCAUUGAGUCUGCCUCUUGUUGUAGAACAACGAUUUCAUCUUCCGCUUGUAAUGGCAACGCACCACGUGGUGAGCCCACACAGAGUGAUUCCUCCACCGCCGUCCGAUCCCUUGGUUGCUCCGCCCGCCAGAGAUGCCAUCAGACUUGGCUGGAACCUCGCAUGGCACCAGGGUGUGGAGGCCAUGCUGCAGGCACAUGCUGCGUCACAGCUGGAAGCAACAAACCAAGGGUUUCCUGAACUGCUGCGAAUGAAUGGGAGCGACGUGAUGGGGCUGCGAUUAACGCACUUGCCCAGCAGCCUGCAGCUGUGCCUGGAGGCGGUGAGCCGAGCGGCCUCUCACGGCGAGGCAAAGCUGGCCCUGCUGCGUCUUCGCCUGCAGCUGCUCAAUGAUGCUCUGCUUCCCCAGCCGGGAGCAGAGAGCAAAGCUGCACAGAUGCUCCUCAGCAUGGACUGGCGCUCCACACUCAAACGCUUCUUGGUGGUUCGUCCAGUGAGCAAUGCAGAUGAGAAGUUGCUGGGGGAAGUGCUCGCCUUCCUGCAGGCCCUGUUACAUGCUCAAGGAGACAUUCCAGACCAUAGCAUGCUGCAGUGGAUACUGCUGCUCCUCAAAGAGGAAUCAAAUCAUCUUCUUGAUCUGCUCAACAAGUCAAAUACCCAGGUUGAUGCACGUCACACUGUGACUGAAUCUCCCACUCGAAAGGGAUUACUGAAAGAGCUUUCAUCAUUUUUUAAUGCCUUGGUGCGAGCACUGGGCUGCAGUCCAGACAAACAAAGCUUGGCAGCAUCGAAUGGUGUCCGUUGCCACCUUGCUGCUUUGCUGCUGGGUCGGCUGAAAGAAGCGGACAGCUCCGGAUUCUACGAGCUGCCAUCUCUGGAAGCCACACUGCGCGGCAUGGCUCAUGCCACGGCUCUGCCAGGAUGGAGCGUCGCUUCUUCGGCCACGCAGUCAAACAACCUCCGCCUGCAGUAUCUCGCCUCCCUCCAAGAGAUUGUGUUGUCAUUCAGCAUUGGGCGAGAAGGGAAUGGCCUCUCAUUCCUUGGCAAAGGGGUCACCAAAAGUUCCGUGGUGUGCCUGCGACAGCUGGCUAGUGAGAUGAGCGAUCAGGCUGAAAACCAAGAUUGGGUGAGCCCUUGGUCUUGGUCUCGGAAGGGUAGUGGCCGCGGUGAAACAGCUGCGCAGCUAGGACUGACCUGGCUCAUCUCUUUAUGGGUGGACAGAGAUCUGGAGGUGCGUUUGGCCAGCCUAGGCCUCGGGACGGCACUGACUUCGGAGGAGCAAGGCUGCAUGGCCCUAGUUGCUGCAUGCCAAAACAUCUCAGGAGGCCUUUGGGGUACAGCACUGAAGAUUCUGCUUGACCAGUACGAGUCCAGCAUGGUCCGCUUGGAGGCUGCCAGCAUCCUGCAGAACCUUCUAGUUCUGCCAAUGCCAGCGUCAGCGGUUGAAGCGGGGGAUGGCUGCUGGCAGGGCCCAUGCGUGCACGAUGAGGACACAGACCUCUCGCUUGUUGGGCUGCCAGCCUUGCUGGCCCUUCUCUACCACUGCCGCUUUUACCAACACUUUGCCGGCAUGAUCUCAAACUGUUGCCGAGAGGCGCGUCUGGUGUACGCCAGCCCACCACAGGACGGCAAGUCGUCAAACGGAGAAUGCAGCUCGGCCUCUGCCGAGCUGAGUGAUGCCCUCGGACGCCCGGGCAGUAGCCCAGCAGCAUCCAACCCCUGCCCAGGGCCCAGCUGCCCAUCCACCUCCUCCACGUGGGAUCAUUUGAUUCCUGGAAAUGGUGUCGACGGCACCCGCGCCGGCAGAUAUCCCGCCAACAGACUUUCCGCGCAAGGACAAAGUGAAAGUGAGGGGCAGGACUCUGUGAACAGUGAAGGCACUCAAGACGCCCAGUGGGAGCGGCGUGGCAUGCAUGCUGACAGUAGUGUAGUGACCCCCCACCUCGUCUCUGGCAUGUGCCGACUUGUCCGCAACGUGCUUGCCCUUGCUCCCGAAAUGACAGCCCACUCACUCCUCCAGCACCAGAUCCUGUCCAGCCUCAACAGAUGUGCAGAUGCAGGCGUGUUGGGUGCCUCUGUCUGCGAGAUCAAGAACCCCACGCAGACUCUGCACCUUGCCAGGGAGUCCAAAGCUCUGGUGCUGUCACUGCUGGAUCUCCAGGCAGCUGUGUGCGAGCUGGUGGAGGCUUGUGCCAUUCUCUCCCUCGGCACAGUGCUGGAGGGAAGUCUGCUGGGAGAUCUUUUGCAGAACCUCCUUGCCGUCUUUUCCCAAACCAAGUCCAAGGUCUUGGAUGUGGAGGUACAGCAGGCAGUGCACAGAGUAUGGGAGAAGUCGCUUAGUCUGCAGUGUGUGCUGCUAAGGAAGGCUGGACCCACCGUGCUUCCCUCGUUUGUCUCUGCUGCAUGCCAUCACUGGGGUGCUCUUGUCGGAUGCUUGAAGACGUGCCUCAAAAUGUCUUUAUCCAACCGCUCUCUGCAUGUAGCCACCAUGCAAUUCCUGGCCAUGCUGUUGGCAGAGGAAAGCAAAAGAAAGCUGAGUUUGAAAUCACCAGAGAAUGAUGGCGAUGAGGAUGAUGGAGUAGCACCUGAAGCAGAGGACGCCCACCCUCACAAACUCUGCCCUCAGAAAGCGGACGGGUCAACGAAUGGCAAACCGAUUUCGCUUGAUACCGGUGACGUAAGUCGGAAGACAAGAUCGGUACGAGUGGAGCGGUCAAGAGAAUCUCGUACUCGUGUUGGAGAAGGCGAGCGGAGAGUUCGGUCAUCGGCGAGGACGGGAGCAGUGUCUGGUGACCCAGCCACGCUGAUGUGGCUGCUCGAUAGAGAUGGCUCAUGGGAAGCGCCAUUCGCUGGGAGACAGCUUUGCAAGAUCAUCUUGCAGUGCUUUGAGUGCAGGUCUACUGAUGAGCUACUUGGAGUGCAUGCCACGUCUGCUCUCUGUUGUCUCCUCGCUGUCAGCGCAUCAGCCAAGAAUUAUGCCCUUCAAGCGGGCCUGAUUGAGGGAUGUGUGGAGCAAGCCAAGCAGGCUCACAGAAAACUCGAGUUGGACUCACUGGAGCAAGCAAAACCAGCCCCGAGGAAAAAGGAGGACCGACUGCUGAGAGAACUGAGGACACUUCUGGAGGUUUUGAGGAACUGUCUCUUUGAGAGCGAGGAUUGCAAGGUUGCGGCAUCGGAUGAGCGUCUGGCCGUCGUGCUCCUGGCCCUCUGGCCCUACCUCCUCGCAGACGACUCCACUUUGUUGGCUGCCCUCCGCCUCCUCUGCAUCUUUACAACCAGCUGUCGCGCAGCGUGUCUGUCCUGCUGCAUUGGAGGCACUGGCACCUGUGCUACUGCAGGGGGUGGCUCCUCCCUGGUGCAUGCGGUGAUUCGCUUGUGCUCUGUGCGUGCGGGAGACUCCUCUGCCGUCGAGCGUCACGCCUUCACGUUGCUGUCCAACCUCCUGCUCUCGCAUGAGGGCAAGGGGGUCCUGCAAAAGAGCAACUUCCUGCAGCAGUUUGCGAGUUUGCAUCCUCCUAAGCUGAGCCGAGCUUCCAGCCCACUCGUGCUGCAUUGGCUGGGCCUACUGGUCAAUCUCACCACAGCGGAGGAUGGGCAGCAGAUGGUGCUGCGCCUGGGCGGUAGCCUGGAGCUGCUGCUGGAGAUGGCAGGGCACCAGCAGGCUGCCUGCCACCGUGCCGCCACUCUUGUUCUGCACAACCUGUGCUUCAGCACAGCCAACAAGGCCAUCAUCCUGGCCAAUGAAAAAGCUGUCGCGUUCCUGGCCAGAUGUCUGGAGAAUGAGACCCUCGAGAUGAGGUCCCUUGGGGCCAGUGCACUGUGGGCUCUGCUGUACAACUCACAGAAGGCUAAAGUGAGCUUGAAAAAUCCAUCGAUCAAGAGAAAAGUUGAUGAUGCAUUAAAAGCACAUCGAAAAGGUGUGAGAGCAGAGGAUUACAAGCUGUACACAUAUUGCCUCAAGAGCCUGGAGAAUGUGUCUACCUUACUGAACACCUAGGCAGCGUAACUGUUCAUCGAUAUUUUAAACAGUGUAGUAUGCUUUCCUUGAAUCAAAUCCUGUGUCUGAAACUUAAAAUAACGUGUAUUUAUAUAAAUGGUGUUUAUAUUUAAAAUGAUAAACUGCAAGUGUGAUUGAUUUUAUUUUACAAACUAUGUAGUUAAUAUGCGAAUCAUGAUUAUUAAACUGUGCUAUUGAACGUUGUUGCCACUUGACUAUUUUGUUAAUGCAGGUCCAAGGAGAGAUGAGACUAAAUCAAGGGGCUCUCUUUAUGGCUGCUGUAAAUUGCUGGUGCCAUUGUAAAAUUAUUGUGUAGUAUUAUACCUGCAUAAUCACAUCCAGGUUAUACAAGUAUGACAACCAAUGACGCACAAGGUUGGCCUUAUGUGUGUACCGAGCUGGGUCUUGGUUCAAUGUACGCUCCAAGGCAACAAGAGAAAUUUAAUAUCACCAGUAAAGCAAUCAUUUAUAAAUCAUAUCUUCUGUAAAUGAAUAUUUAUUAUCAACUCCACAGUUAAACAAUGAAAUUGAAUAUAUAGUGACUGAAGCAGUAGACAACACAUCAUAAAAGAUCGGAUGUUUUUAAAACAAUUACAAGUGGACACUAAUUUACGUGAUAUUGACAAAGGUAUCCUACCUUGGCCAACAUUAUAAGACCAUGCAUUACUCUAUGCUAUCUUCUGUUGCCCACAACACAUUUCGGCAGUGUGAUAAUUGAGAAAUCAUAUUUAAUUCUUCGUUAUGUACAAAAUUAAACCACAUCUCUACAACUCUAGGAACAAAAGGAAAAUGUAAAAUAUCUACCUGGACACAUCAGUUGUUUUUAGACAUCACAGCUGUGCUCGUUGGUUUGCAGAAGAAGAAAAAAAGAGACUUAUUUGAAAGUGGUAUGAGCAUACUAGAGUAAAAAGAUAGCCAUGAGGAAUUUUUUUUAAAAUUAAUUAAUGAGUGUAAAUUAAUGCUAUCCCGCAAGUCAAAUAAUGGCCUGCUGAUUUACUUCCAGUAACAACACAAUUGCACGAACACCGAAAACCAAGCUUUCUCUUUGCUCAAACUGGGCUGGAUCCAAAUGCAUUGCCAUGGAAAUACUCACAAGCCAAACUGAUCCCAAGUGAGCUCAGCACACUUACCCCCCAGGAACAGUUAGUUAACCGAACCACAUACUUUUAUUAGGGCUGACCACUUGACACCAGUCAUGAUUUGACAACACAAGCAAAAACGUACUCUCCGUGACAUCAUCCGUUAACACACAGCGGAAAUUACAAAUUAUCUCAAGUGGUCUUAUGCUUGCCUACAUUUGGCGUUAAUACAACAUUUUAUUUCAAACAUCUAUUCCUGACCUCCACACUCCUUGACCACACAGGCUGUGGUUUGGGGAGGGACUCAGUCCCCAUGGGUGAGCAGAAAUGGUUUCCAGUGGUUGUUGAUACGAUGCAUUGAGCUCCAUUAUAUUGACAGUGCAGUGCUUGUGCAUGAUGGUUCUCGAGUCUGGAAUUUCUAGUGAUGGGUGGUGGUCAUCACGGAGUGCCCAUUUAGGCAUGUAAAUGGGUCUUAAAAUGACAUGUUGGGUUUUCUGCACUGCACAUUACUUACUGAAUGAGAGAGGUCUUGCAAUAGACUAUUUUGCUAAAUUAUAUUAGGUUUCACUGUAGUAACAAUUGGUUAUGCUAACCAUAACAUCCCUACAUUAAAUUAUUCAAUUGCACUGUUAAAGCCAGUGCCACUGGGAAUAGUCUACUGGAUAUAUGGUGGUAAGUUGCCUGCACGAUGCCAAGCUGCCUUUUGUCUAUCAAUCACUAAAAAUAGCACCAGGUACUGGCUUCGCCUGACAGACAUCGCUGAUUGCAGAGCACAACCAAAUCGUCUGUACAUUUCGACCUACUGGCUGGAAUCCAACCCAGAAUAAUGGACCAGCUGACAUGCUUAUGUUGGCCGCCCAUAAGCACACAAACACAUGAAAAGUAGCCAGCUGUGCCUUCGCAUUUUUUAAUGUUUCUGCGGUUACUGGCAAAAACUGAUCGCAUUACAACGAAGGGCCUUGCAAUCUAAAGAAAAAACGGCGACCAAUUUGAAUACGUACGGUGGAGUAUGGUAUUUGAGAUGUGACUGCCAGUGCAAGAAAAAAAUCAGUCUUGGUAGCCACUGGUUUGUCUGCCUUAGGCUUGACUAACUAGUCACAGUAACCGCAGAAUUUUAUUGUUUUAUAUUUUUAUUAUUUUAUUGUUUCCCUUCUACGUGACUUUACCGAAAGAACCAAGAAUAUAAAUAGUCACAGACGAUUAUCUUUAACUUGUCUCAGUCAAAUCGUAUCUUAAAUGGCACAUUCUGUUAUCAAUUAAUCGAACCCCUUUUGGUACAAUAUCCCGCUAAAACACUUCACAUAUCUCCCCUAGUUUUAUGAACCACAGGCUAACAUACUGAUGUUACGUUGAGUAUAUUUAAUUUUCCUACAAAAAAAAACAAAGUAACAACA
Petromyzon marinus (sea lamprey) is the source of this 9694-nucleotide messenger RNA. RefSeq names its product rotatin (gene RTTN). Gene Ontology annotation, cellular component: centrosome; centriole; ciliary basal body. The record is from RefSeq and is a predicted model, not a curated record. Gene Ontology annotation, biological process: centriole-centriole cohesion; ciliary basal body organization; centriole replication. Lineage: Eukaryota; Metazoa; Chordata; Hyperoartia; Petromyzontiformes; Petromyzontidae.